Apis mellifera (honey bee) is the source of this 2135-nucleotide messenger RNA. Its product is annotated as endoglucanase E-4. NCBI's taxonomy places the organism in Eukaryota, Metazoa, Arthropoda, Insecta, Hymenoptera, Apidae. The record is from RefSeq and is a predicted model, not a curated record. Gene Ontology annotation, biological process: carbohydrate metabolic process. Gene Ontology annotation, molecular function: hydrolase activity, hydrolyzing O-glycosyl compounds. The transcript has 7 exons. Bases 558 to 2015 code for a protein of 485 amino acids.
GGCAAGUCACAAUCGGCGGUCAGUCAGUCAGUCAGUAAGUCAGUCAGUCAGUCAGGCACAUAAUCGAUCAACCAUCGAAUCGUGGAUCGAAACGAAAUCGAUCGCGCUUUCGAAAUAUUUUGUACGGCCGAGUUGUGUGCUCUGCGCUGGCCGGUCGGUGCGUUUACCUCGGAAUUCGCACGGUGUAAUGCCCGGAGUGUCUGUUGACCUAUGAAAAUCUACCGGCCGACGAAUUUUGUGAAUUUUUGUUUUGUUUCAAAUCGUAAAAAUGGAUUAGAGAGAGAGAGAGUGAAUUUGAUGGAGGGAGAGAAAGAAUCAAUGAAGACAUCAUCAAACUACGAACAAAGUGGAUAAAUUUAAUUGUUCCGAUCGACAUCAUUUAAAAUUUGCAUAUUGGAAAUACCCUAAAUAAGGAAAAAAGAAAUCUUCCUGAUAAAAAAACGAUUUCACGGAAAUCUAAGAUUUGAUGGAGAAGAAGUGCACGUGAAUAAUCGACAUGCGACAUCUCGAGAUGCGUUUCACAUUGAUCUUAACGAAAAGGUGAUUAUCUGUAUGCCAUGAAAAGAGUUGUGGGAGGAAAAUCGAGUAUGGAUUCAAACAUGUUCGUCACCUGUGUCACGACUCUAGUGAUAACAUCGAUAGCCUUGAUCGGCACGAUAAACGCGAAUCCGCCGUAUUACGUGAAACCCAUCGAAGACGAGAACGAUUACGCUCGUGUCUUGGAGCUUUCGCUUUUGUUUUACGAGGCGCAACGAUCAGGGAAGCUCCCUGAAAAUAAUCGGAUCCCAUGGAGAGGGGACUCGGCUCUCGACGAUCGUGGACUGAAUGGGGAAGAUUUGACUGGAGGCUAUUACGAUGCCGGCGAUUUUGUAAAAUUCGGAUUUACAAUGGCUUCGACGACCACGCUAUUAGCAUGGGGUGCUGUUAGCUGGCCGGAAGCUUAUAAUGCGGCUGGUCAACUUGACGAACUUCGUAAAGCCAUUAAAUGGGCUACCGAUUACUUCAUCAAAUGUCAUGUGAGCGAAUAUGUCUUUUAUGGACAAGUUGGUGAUUUUUCAUUGGAUCACACGUUUUGGGGAAGACCAGAAGAACUGAAUACUACUAGACCUGCCUAUAAAAUCGACCCGGAUCAUCCUGGUUCUGAUUUAGCAGGCGAGACCGCGGCUGCUCUCGCGGCCUCUAGCAUUGUAUUCCGUAACUACAAUCCAGAAUAUAGCGCCAACUGCUUAAAACACGCGAAAGAAUUAUACAAGUUCGCUAGUAAAUAUCGUGGACUUUAUCACGAAGCAAUUCGUGGUGCAGCUCAAUAUUAUGAGAGCACCGAUUAUGGCGAUGAAUUGGCCUGGGCAGCCGUAUGGCUUUUCAAAGCGACAAACGACACGAUGUAUCUUGAAGAAGCUGAACAUCAUUAUCAACAUUUCCAUCUUAAAGAGAGACCUAAUGAAUUCUUUUAUAAUAAAAAAGUCGCUGGAGUUCAGGUUUUAUUGGCCCAGAUGACAGGGCAGCCGGAAUAUCAAAACGCGGCACGAGCUUUUUGCGAUUUCUCAGUGUAUCAACAAAAGCGUACACCUAAAGGAUUGCUAUAUAUUGACAAGUUUGGCACUCUUUGUCACGCAGCAAAUGUAGCAUUCGUUUGCCUCGAGGCUGCCGAUUCAUCCGGUAUCGGAGAUUCCCAAAAAUAUCGUGAAUUUGCUGAGCAACAAAUUUACUAUAUGUUAGGAGGUGGCGGUAGAAGUUACGUAGUUGGAUGGGGUCGAAAUCCUCCAAAACAACCACAUCAUGCUGCAUCUUCAUGUCCCGAUAGACCUGCCAUUUGCGGAUGGUCCGAAUUCGACAAAGACGCGCCAAAUCCUCAAAUCCUAUAUGGUGCUCUGGUCUCAGGUCCUGACGAGGCGGACAAGUUUCACGAUCAUAGAGAGGAUUACGUGUAUACGGAAGUCACUUUGGAUUAUAAUGCAGGAUUCACGAGUGCGUUAGCCGGAUUGUUACAAUUACGAGUCAAGAGCACCGCGUAACGAGCCAUGACAGUUGGUCGCGUUUGGCUGGAUCAAGGAAUUACUUUGUUCUCCAAGUUGGAAGUAUUCGCUUCGUGAUUUCUAUAUGAUAAUAAAUGAAAUUGUCGAAGUUUUUAGGAA